AGGCAGCGGCGGGCCGGGAGGGCAGCGCUUCGCUCCCAGGCGCGGGCCGGGCAUGCGGCUGUGCGAGAGGAAGCCCACGGCGACGCGGCGGCGUUGCGUGGUGCUGCUGGGCUCCCUGCUGCUGGCCGCCGCCGUGGCGCUGCGCGGCACCACCCGACCCUGCCGCGACGCCCACCCGCGCUGCCGGAACCGCCUCUACGGGGCGCUGCGGCUGGAGCCCCGCUGGAGGCUGGACUGCGCGGGGGUGGUCCGCGGGGACGAGAAGGCGGUGCGGGACGCCCUGCUGAGCAACCUGGAGGUGAAGAACAAGAGGGAGCCCCUGACCCCCGAGGAGUACCUGAACAUGACGAAGGACUGCGGCAGCUUCAAGGAGAGCCGGCGCUACAUCGACUUCCCGCUGAGCGAGGAGGAGGCCGACUUCCCCAUCGCCUACUCCAUGGUCAUCCACCACAAGAUCGAGAUGUUCGAGCGGCUCCUGCGCUCCCUCUACGCCCCGCAGAACGUCUACUGCGUGCACGUGGACAGCAAGGCCCCCGCCGCCUUCCAGCAGGCCGUGCGGGCCAUCGCCGCCUGCUUCCCCAACGUCUUCGUGGCCAGCCGUCUGGAGAGCGUGGUGUACGCCUCCUGGUCCCGGCUGCAGGCCGACCUCAACUGCAUGCAGGACCUGCUGCGGAGCCCCGUGCCCUGGCGCUACGUCCUCAACACCUGCGGCACCGACUUCCCCAUCAAGACCAACGCGGAGACGGUCCGCGCGCUGCGGGUGCUGCAGGGGCAGAACAGCAUGGAGUCGGAGAAGCCGACGGCCUACAAGCAGGAGCGCUGGAAGUACCGCCACCAAGUGGAGCAGUUCAUCGUCCGCACGGCCACGGAGAAGCCGCCGCCGCCGCUCCGCUCGCCCAUGUUCACGGGCAGCGCCUACAUCGCGGUGACGCGGGCCUUCGUGCGGCACGUGCUGGAGGACCCCGAGGCGCAGCAGUUCCUCGAGUGGGCCAAGGACACCUACAGCCCCGACGAGCACGUGUGGGCCACGCUGAACCGCGCGCCCGGUGUGCCCGGCGCCGUGCCCCACAACGACAAGUUCCAGAUGUCCGACAUGAACGCGCUGCCCCGCCUGGUCAAGUGGCAGUACCUGGACGGGGACACGAGCCGCGGAGCGCCCUACCCGCCCUGCACCGGCCGCUUCCAGCGCAGCGUCUGCAUCUACGGGGCCGGGGACGUGGCCUGGAUGCUGCGGCAACACCACCUCUUGGCCAACAAGUUCGACUCCGAAGUAGACGAUGCCGCCAUCCAGUGUCUCGAGAGCCACCUGCGCCGUAAGGCCCUCCUCGGCCGGGGGCUCUGAGGGGACCGCGGGCGGCGGGAACUGUGGGACCCCCGCGAGGCGGCGCGCGGGGUGCGCAGAGGGCGGGAAUCCUUCCGCGGUCCCUGAGGCGAAGGGACGGCGCGCGCAGAGCGGGAGCGCCGGUGCUGUGGGGAGGAGGGGCCGGGACUUCUCCCGCCGCUGCCGGUCCCGCACAGAAGCGGUCAGGGGACUCUCCGGCCGCCGUUGUAAGCGAACGGACGCGGUGUUUUUCCAUUCUGUGUGCAGUCUGCUCACAGAAGUGACGCCGAAGGUUCGCUGUUAGACAGAAUGGGGCCGGUCCAGGGAGCCUCCGGGUCCUGGGACAAGCUGAGGUGAGGCGAGGCGAUAAAAUUAAUCGGCCUUUCUGGAAGGUGCCCGCCCCACUGAACAGCGGCUGCUGCUCCUGUUUCAGUCACUUGGGAGUCCUCUAACAGCUAGCCAUAGCCAGUAGCCACACAAAAGACCCUUCCAUGAAAGCCAACACACCAAAAGAGACAGCUCCUCGGUGCUCUGUGCCCUGCAGUCACCUGAGGAAAGCUGGCUGUGCCUUCCAGCCCUUCUGCACCUGCAGCACAGGCACAGGACGUGUAAGUGGAAAGCAGUGCACAAACCCACCUUGUCUGACUUCUUCCUCUGCCUCCUUUCCUCCACAUACAGUUUAUUUUUAUAGAGUGCUCUCUGUAAUGUAAGUGCCACAUCCAGGGGCGUGCUGGGCCUUUAGAAGAACAAAACAAACAUCCAGUGUGUUCUUUUUUAUAAGCUGUAGGAAAAGUUUGUCAGCUUUUGUACCUCACCCAUACGUACCUCACCCAGCUCACCUUAAGAGCAGCUCCUCCACACACACACAGCAGCUCCUCACGGAGAGGCUGAGGGUUUAAUUCGAUUGCCUCUGUGCUGUUAACAUCUUGUCCCAAUAAUUUUCUAAUCAAUAAACACUUUCAUCUUUGUAAGUUCGAAAUCUCAUGUGGGGAACGACCAUCAUCCAAAGAACAUCUGAAAUCAAUAGCUCGCUACAUUGAGAUGAAGUUAAAUUAUUGCUGAAGCCACGCAGUUCUUUAAAGCGUUGAUUUAAAUAAGUGAUUAAAUGAGUGACUUAACAAGGUGUACCGCUGUAAUUCUGUUGGGCAUUUUAAAAUAAAAUGAUAACUGUUGAUUUUUAAAAUGGCA
Gallus gallus (chicken) is the source of this 2509-nucleotide messenger RNA. RefSeq names its product glucosaminyl (N-acetyl) transferase 3, mucin type (gene GCNT3). Gene Ontology annotation, cellular component: membrane. The record is from RefSeq and is a predicted model, not a curated record. Bases 53 to 1342 code for a protein of 429 amino acids. Gene Ontology annotation, molecular function: acetylglucosaminyltransferase activity. The transcript has a single exon. Lineage: Eukaryota; Metazoa; Chordata; Aves; Galliformes; Phasianidae.